Scleropages formosus (Asian bonytongue) is the source of this 766-nucleotide messenger RNA. It is a transcript of the gene c1qtnf6b, whose product is annotated as C1q and TNF related 6b. The record is from RefSeq and is a predicted model, not a curated record. Lineage: Eukaryota; Metazoa; Chordata; Actinopteri; Osteoglossiformes; Osteoglossidae. The transcript is spliced from 3 exons. The coding region runs from base 29 to 766 and encodes 245 amino acids. Gene Ontology annotation, molecular function: protein binding.
CGUAGGCUGUGAAGACGGAGGUGCAACCAUGUUCAGAUUGCUCCUCUCCACUCUCCUGCUGUUCCUGCACGUGGAUGCCAUCCCAUCAAGAACCCCUCUGAGACCUUGCCGACGCUGCUGUGAUCAUCUGGAACCACAAGAGGGCUCCACAAUGCGCGCUGUGCCCCCAUACCAGAUGCCUGAAGUACGAACCUACAUCAAUAUGACAAUCCUCAAAGGAGACAAAGGAGACAGAGGGGAGAAGGGCACACCAGGAAAAGCAGGACAAGAAGGUCCACCAGGGCCCCUUGGACCCAUAGGUCCUAAAGGCAGCAAAGGCCAGGCAGGUGUUCCUGGAGAUGCCUGCAAGACCCAACAUUCAGCUUUCUCGGUGGGCCGGCGAAAGGCCUUGCACAGCACAGACUACUACCAGGUGCUUGUCUUUGACACAGUCUUUGUCAACCUGGACGAACAUUUCAACAUGUUCAAGGGCAAGUUCUACUGUUAUGUGCCAGGGAUAUACUUCUUCAACCUCAACAUCCACACGUGGAACUUCAAGGAGACCUACCUGCACCUGAUGCAGAAUGAUCAGGCCAAGGUGGUCAUGUACGCACAGCCCAGCGACCGCAGCAUCAUGCAGAGCCAAAGUGUGAUGCUGGAGCUGGAGCAGAAUGACGAGGUGUGGGUUCGCUUGUACAAGCGCGAGAGGGAGAAUGCCAUCUACAGUGACGAUGUGGAUGUUUACAUCACCUUCAAUGGCUACCUUGUCAAGCCUAGUGUGGAGUAA